This is a messenger RNA of Aspergillus mulundensis, 1749 nucleotides long. RefSeq names its product translation initiation factor eIF2B subunit gamma. Gene Ontology annotation, molecular function: translation initiation factor activity; guanyl-nucleotide exchange factor activity. Gene Ontology annotation, cellular component: guanyl-nucleotide exchange factor complex; eukaryotic translation initiation factor 2B complex. NCBI's taxonomy places the organism in Eukaryota, Fungi, Ascomycota, Eurotiomycetes, Eurotiales, Aspergillaceae. The record is from RefSeq and is a predicted model, not a curated record. The transcript has 2 exons. The coding region runs from base 1 to 1749 and encodes 582 amino acids. Gene Ontology annotation, biological process: cytoplasmic translational initiation.
AUGCCGCACUCCGUUCCAGUACCCCCGACGGGGUUCCAGGCGCUCAUUCUUUGCGGGCCUGGCGUUUCCCUCAACACCUUCACUUCGAGUCCAGAGGAGUUCCCGAAAGCUCUUAUUCCUAUCGCAAAUCGCCCUAUGGUAUGGUAUCCGUUGGACUGGUGCUAUCGCAUGGGCAUAACCAAUAUUACUCUCAUCACCCCUCCUCCUAGCCAAGCCCCUCUCGAGGCCGCUCUAUCACAAAACCCCCAUCUCACCUCUCUCCCAUCGCCAUCGCCGUCCAUCCUCGCGCCCACAGACUUGACGUUGACAACGGGUACUGCCGAACUGCUACGCCUCCCCGAAGUCCAAGCCUGUAUCAAAUCCGACUUCCUUCUCCUUCCGUGCGAUCUGAUAUGUGACAUCCCGGGAGAAUCUCUCCUCGAAGCAUGGAUGGUAUCUCAGAGCGCGCUCGGUGGCUCAACACUUGCUGGAGGGUGGAACACAAACGGCCCCAAGACGAUAGGAAUGGGUGGCGAGGCAGGAGGACGCCGCGGCGGUCUGGCGGUAUAUUACCAGACAAAAGGAAGAGAAGAAAGUGUCAAGGGAGAAGUGACAGACUUCGUCGCUACUGCUCCUCUCGAGCAAGAUGAAGCCCCCGCAGUUUCGCAUCCCACAAACGGACCAGCUGCCGUACGAUUCGGGCUGUCCAAGUUGGUACUCUCGAUGCCAAUGGACACAGUCAAGGAGAAGAUGGAAGAGGAUAAGGGACUGCUCAUCCGCCAUUCGCUUGUGAAGAAGCAUGCCCAGGUAAAGAUGCUCACCAGCUAUCGUGAUGCACACAUUUACGUAUUUCCUUACUGGGUGAAGGAGAUGGCGCAACUCAACGAGAAGUUCGAGAGCGUCAGCGAAGACCUCGUGGGAUGGUGGGCGAAAACGGAUUGGCAAACUGGACUGGCUGAAAAGAUCCGAAUGAACGAGAUAUUUCGAAAAACUCAAAAUGUCGGCGAGAGUGGGAGCCUGGAUGACGAAUCGCUCGAGGAGGAAAUCGACAUCAAAGCCAUGAGCACCACCAAGGCUGGUGCUGGAGACUCCCACGACACAUCAGCGUCCGAGGCCCCGGCCGAAUUUCAAUUCGCCUCACGUGUCCGAAGCUCAGGCCCUGACUCUGGCAUCGAGUCGCCACAAAAAGAAAAAGUCACCCCUCCCCCGGUUCUGGCUUACAUGCAUUCGUCCCUGCCCUCUGCGCCUAUAAUCAGGCGUGUCGAUGCCUCGUCCCUUCUUCUUUCCGUAUCGCUUCGCCUUGCAAAGCUCGAGUCCAUCGAAGAAGUUGGCAAAGUCGCCGCCUCUCCGUUUGCGCACAACCAAAAGGUGGCCUAUCCGGCAGGUGUCGCUCAACGUUGUACAGUGACAAAGAGCGACUGCCUCCUUGCCGAUAACGUUACCGUGGAAGAGAAGUGUGUGAUCAAGGAGAGUGUGAUCGGUGUGGGAUGUCAUAUCGCCAGCGGAGCCAGAUUAACCCGCUGUCUGGUCAUGGACGGCGCAGUCGUUGGUGAACGAUGCCAGCUCACCGGAUGCAUUGUCGGACGCCGCAGCAAGAUCGGACGCGAGUGUGUGCUGAAGGACUGCGAAGUUCAGGAUGGCCAUGGCGUUGAAGAGCAGACGGACGCCAAGAACGAGAAGUUCAUGAGAUUUGAAGGGUUGGAUGAAGACGCCGAGGGCAUGGAUGUGUCUGAAGAUUUCGAAGACGAUGGCAGCGACCUGGGUUUCUAA